GCUGACAGCCUUAUAAAUAGUCGCCUUUGCGGGCGGCCGGCGAGGACGGGCAGGGCACCACUGGCCCCGGCGCCCGCCGCACCCCUCCCCCAGAGCGCUGACUCGGCUCCCCAGACCUCAGCAGGAUGGAAGAGAAGCUGAAGAAAACCAAGAUCAUCUUUGUGGUGGGAGGGCCCGGCUCGGGGAAGGGCACCCAGUGUGAGAAGAUUGUCCAGAAGUACGGCUACACCCACCUCUCCACCGGGGACCUCCUGCGGGCCGAGGUCAGCUCGGGCUCGGCCAGGGGCAAGAUGCUGUCGGAAAUCAUGGAGAAGGGGCAGCUGGUGCCACUGGAGACAGUGUUGGACAUGCUCCGAGAUGCCAUGGUGGCCAAGGUAGAUACUUCCAAAGGCUUCCUGAUCGAUGGCUACCCUCGGGAAGUACAGCAGGGAGAGGAGUUUGAGCGGAAGAUCGGACAGCCCACGCUGCUGCUGUAUGUGGACGCAGGCCCUGAGACCAUGACCCAGCGGCUCCUGAAGCGCGGAGAGACCAGCGGGCGUGUGGAUGACAAUGAGGAGACCAUCAAGAAGCGACUAGAGACCUACUACAAGGCCACGGAACCUGUCAUCGCCUUUUAUGAGAAACGUGGCAUCGUACGCAAGGUCAAUGCCGAAGGCUCCGUGGACAAUGUCUUCUCCCAAGUCUGCACCCACCUGGAUGCCCUCAAGUAGCAGCACUGGAGCCCCUUCCCCUGCUGCCCGCCGCCCCCCCACCCCCACCCCGUGCUGACCUGAGGCUGUCCUGGCCUGAGCUCAACGCCUCCACCCUGCCCGGCUGGAGCACAGACAGAGGAAGCCACUUUAUCCUGUUUUCAUGGACAGCCAAGCACUAAAGGAAUUUCCAAGGACAUUCGGUUUUAUUCCUUUUUCUUUGCUUUCACUGGAGUUGAUCCACGUGAUGUGGCCUCCAGCAGCCCCUCACCCUCCCAGUCCUCCUCAAGCCCCUCCCCCCGCCUCUGCCAGCUGCCCUCCCCUAGUACCAGGGGAAGGAAGACCCAGGGCCCUUCCUCACCCAGGGCAUGCUGGGUCUGGGGGUCCUGGGUGACUGAGGCAGGAUCCUUGCUCUCAGGGACUUGUGGUCAGGCAGAGCUGGGCCUUGGACUGCGUUCCUCUGAACCCUUGCUGUGCGGCCUUGGCCCUGACCCCUCAUGUCUCUGAGCAUGUUUUCUAUGCUGAACCCCACUGGGGCCUGUGUGCAGUAGGCAGUGAGGUUAUAGGCUGUGGGGGGCUUCCUGGGCAGUGGGGGUGGCACAUGUCAGCUGGCUGGGGGGGCAGUAAUUGGCCUCCUGCGUGUAAGAAGUUCUGAGCGUCCGGAAAGGGCAUCGAGAUGGAAGGGUCCGCGGCACCUCCCUGAGGAGGCGAGACACGGAGGGCCUCCCACCGGUGCCUCCCCGGACGGGUCACAGCCUGCCCUUUCUGAGCCCGUUUCCAAAUCUGAGUUAGGGUCCGUGCCCCCUGCACCCCUCCCCUCCCAAGGGUAGGACGAGAACACGCUGAACGGGGGUGUGGGAGAGAGUCACCGGGGCCUGCGGGAGCCGAGACCAGAGCGGCCUUGGGGAUGGUGCAGGGCUGGGGUGCUUCGGGGACGCCCCAGAAAUCCCUGGGGGAGAAGCACCUUCCCUUUUCUGUUCUUUCACUCUGUGACCUCCUCACCGAGGAAGGCUCAACUUGGUGCUCACGUGUCCUUAACACCUGUCCUCGUCCCCGCCGACUCCCUUUAGAGCCAAGAGAACCUUCAGCGGGCCACACCUGGCUGGACCGAAACGCGACGUGGGGCUGACUGGGCCCAAGGUGUGUCCCCUUUUAUUUAUGGCAAGCGUGGCUGGUCUCCCUUCUGCAUUAGUUAUUUAAACUUUCCUUCAAAAUAAACAUAUUUAAGUUA
Herpailurus yagouaroundi (jaguarundi) is the source of this 1920-nucleotide messenger RNA. RefSeq names its product adenylate kinase 1 (gene AK1). The coding region runs from base 126 to 710 and encodes 194 amino acids. Gene Ontology annotation, biological process: ATP metabolic process; nucleoside triphosphate biosynthetic process. The record is from RefSeq and is a predicted model, not a curated record. Lineage: Eukaryota; Metazoa; Chordata; Mammalia; Carnivora; Felidae. Gene Ontology annotation, molecular function: nucleoside diphosphate kinase activity; ATP binding; AMP kinase activity. Gene Ontology annotation, cellular component: cytoplasm. The transcript is spliced from 7 exons.